Molecule: messenger RNA, 955 nt
Organism: Asparagus officinalis (garden asparagus)
Lineage: Eukaryota; Viridiplantae; Streptophyta; Magnoliopsida; Asparagales; Asparagaceae
Product: GATA transcription factor 5-like
Exons: 2
Coding region: 105-824 (239 amino acids)
Biological process (GO): regulation of DNA-templated transcription
Molecular function (GO): zinc ion binding; sequence-specific DNA binding
Source: RefSeq, a predicted model, not a curated record
AUCAACACUCUCCUUCUCUCUCUCUCUCUCUCUCUCUCUCAACCCACUCUCUUCAGGAAGAAAAAAAAUCCUCUCUCUCUCUCUCUAGGUUCUUUGCUUUGACAAUGGAUGUCCACUCGAAUGCGGCGGUUUCAGGCAACGUAGUUGAUGAUUUUCUCUCUUUUGACAACAUGGAAGGAGGAGGUGGAGUGAGCCUAGAAUGGCUCUCAGUCUUUGUUGAAGACUGUCUCAAUGGAGGGUUCCCCACUCCCGCUCCAACCACCGCCACUCACCAAACCGCAAGCCCAGUAGACUCCCAACAUGAAAGCCCAAAGCCCACUCAAGCGACAAAGGACCCAACCCCAGUCCCAUCCAAAACCAGGACCAAAAGAAGAAAAAUCAACACCAACCAAACCAACUCCCUUCACAGCUUUCACGUGAGCCUCAGCUCCUCAGACCCACCUCCUCUCCUCCCUCAAGCCUAUUGGCUUGCUGACAGCGAGCUCAUUUUCCCCAAAAAGGAAACUGAAAACAACAAAAGCCCAAGCCCACAGUUGAAGCCACAGGGGCAGGAGGUAAAGGCCCAGGUCCUGGCCCAAGAUGAGAGCCAAGGCCCAAGAAGGUGCACUCACUGCCUCUCCUACAAGACACCACAGUGGAGAGCAGGCCCAUUAGGGCCCAAAACUCUGUGCAAUGCUUGUGGAGUUAGGUUCAAGUCCGGGAGGCUUUUGCCCGAGUACAGGCCUGCUAAGAGCCCAACCUUUGAGAGCUUCAAGCACUCGAACUCUCACAAGAAAGUUUUGGAGAUGCGGAUGGCUACAGUUUUCUCUUCACAGGCUGAUUGAGAGAGGGUGGUAUAGAUAGUCGUGGUAGUUUUUUAAGGACCUGUAUUGUAAAAACAUAUGAUAAUGUAGUAGUGGAUAAUUUCAAUGUAGUCCAUAAAUAAUAGUAAACUCUUAUUAUGGUUUUUAAGUAA